GUUUGAACUCCCUUGAGGAGCGUUUUCGGCAUUAAUUAGUAACGCGCCGCAGAUUAAAAUACCGAAAAAACCAACGUAUUUUUCCUUUGGAAGUAUUCCUUGGUUAAUCAUCAGUCAUCACUCGGAAGGCAAAGUGAGGGAAAGAACUGUUUCGGUGAAUGCACAGAGAGAAGCAGGUGAAUUCGUUUAGCGUAAAAAAAAUAGCCAAACCGUGUUCAUUAGAGGUUCGAACAUUUGUCGAAGUGCAUCGGCGGCAGUAAAUGCGGGUGUUUUUUGCGUGUUCGAAUUUAGUGUUGUUUUUAGUGUGGAAGUUGGAUUUAUUGAUGGUUUAAAUUGAACAGUGAGUCUCAACUGUGGUGUAAAGGGUGUGAACAAUUUUCCGGAUUGUUUAGAUGAUAAUUUUCGGAUGCAAUGUAGGCGAUGGCAGACUGGCAAAAAGCCUUCAACGUUCAUCGACUGUUUCGCAUACUUCUGCUGCUUCCCAUAUUGACCAAAGGUUUCUAGACGAUCGCUAUGAGUCCGUAAUUUUGGAUCCUGCCAUGAAAAACACUGUUUUAAAAAUCCAUCCUCGAGAUAUUCGGGCGUUUGACCAAGACGAGGGAAUCGGCGCCCCAAUCUACUACACCUGGAAUGGGGUUGGAAGCGAAUAUGCGAUGUUCCAGCUGAAUCGGGACACUGGCAAGGUUACUUUGGCGAAAAACUUUGCAGAAAACGACUUGCAAAGCCCGGCAAUUUUAGUAAUCCGCGCCACUCAGCUGGACAAUCCUGAUAGAUAUGCUUUGGCCACAUUGACCGUCACGCGAUCAUCAACGAAAGGCAUCAGAUUCAUCCAUCCAGUGUUCAAUUUCCGCGCAUCAGAAGGACUAAGUCCAGGCGCUCCAAUUGGCAGCUUAUCCAACAACCAUCCAGGACACCAUCUGAAGUACUUCGUCUCGGAUCAGAGUGUUCUGAGUGUGUUUGCCAUCAACACUUUGGGCGAAGUGUCCCUGAAGAACAAACUGGACUACGAAACCAAGCCCGAGUAUAUUUUCAAAGUGUUCGCCACUGAUGGAAAAACGAACGAUUCCAGUGUGGUGAACGUCACAGUAGAAAAUGUGAAUGAAUGGGAGCCACGGUUCCGGUACCCACAUUAUGAUUUCUUCGCUGGCAUGAAUGGAGGAGUGCACGAUUUGGUCGGAAAAAUCGAGGCUGCUGAUGGAGAUAGAGGAGAUCGACUGACUUUAUCUCUGAGUGGCCCUGAUGCUUCCAUGUUCUUCAUCACUCCUAAUGGAGAUCUUCGCCUCAGAGACAUCAAAGAUCUUCAAGGAAGCACAGCUACACUUACCGUCACAGCGACGGACAGCGGCGAUCCUCCGAAGAAAACCAGCGUUCCCGUCACUGUCCAUUUUCCCGGCUUCACUGGAGUUGCUGCGGCCGGGACUGCAGCCAGCAAAAGCUCGGGCAGCGGCCCGAUUCUACUGGCAGGCCUUGGAGUGGUUCUGCUCCUUCUGAGCUUAGUGGUCGCCGUCUUAGUCGCAUACAUUUACAAAGUAAAACGAAAAAGCAAUGCUGAGCAAAGUGGCGACGUGAAGGACAAGGCCCUGCUGAAAAGCCACAUCAGCAACCCGAUGUUUAGCACUGAUAAAAUGCGUCCCGGGACAGCAGUUGCGCUAGGUGGAAUACCUAGUGAAGCUAGUAAAUCAAGAGUACCCAGUCCGAAGGUACAUCCGGCUCCUCAACCUCCUGCAACGGACCUUUGGACUUCAACAGCGGGCCGAGUUAAGAAGCUAAGCUGGGGAGACAAGACUGAACCAGGAAGCGUCGAAGAUCUAGAAGAGUUGGAUACCAUUCCGAAAGUUUUAGAGAGUAACAAUCUCACUGUAUAUUUUUAGAAACUCUUAUAUACUUUAAAUGUGUGCGAAAGCAAACCUAGUUUUAUCAAAUUUGUAUUAGUUGCGUUCCUCAAUUUAAAUAAUAAAUUGCGAAGGGUGUCCAUCCGCGUUUUUUUGUCCUUCAAAAUCAAUUUUAGCACAAGAAAAACUGAAAAAGUGCCGCUUUUUCAGUUAAAUUUUCCCUCUAAUUGAAUUAAAUCUAUUUAAUAAAAAAAACUGGCGACAAGACAUUAUAGACACCCUGCAAAAUAGCUUCUAAUGUGUACGUAUACUUGUAAGGGCCGGCAGAUGCAUACAAUAUAGUUAGUUUAAUCAAUGCUGUUAUAUUAUUCUGUAAUUAUAACUAAGUGGAUUGUGUUAAAAUUGGUAAUAAAUAUUUAUUUCUUCUUAA
Dendroctonus ponderosae (mountain pine beetle) is the source of this 2262-nucleotide messenger RNA. RefSeq names its product protocadherin-23 (gene Cad96Cb). Gene Ontology annotation, cellular component: plasma membrane. Gene Ontology annotation, biological process: homophilic cell-cell adhesion. The record is from RefSeq and is a predicted model, not a curated record. Lineage: Eukaryota; Metazoa; Arthropoda; Insecta; Coleoptera; Curculionidae. Gene Ontology annotation, molecular function: calcium ion binding.